This is a messenger RNA of Elaeis guineensis (African oil palm), 2254 nucleotides long. RefSeq names its product serine/threonine-protein kinase PEPKR2. Gene Ontology annotation, biological process: protein phosphorylation. NCBI's taxonomy places the organism in Eukaryota, Viridiplantae, Streptophyta, Magnoliopsida, Arecales, Arecaceae. Gene Ontology annotation, molecular function: ATP binding; protein kinase activity. The record is from RefSeq and is a predicted model, not a curated record.
UAUCAGACUCUCCCCCGCUUUUCCUUGCCUCUCUCACCGAACGCUCGCGCCUGCGAGCCCUCGGCGAAGAUCUCGAAACUCCCUCUCCCCAUUUCCCCCUACUCUAUCUUUUCGUAGGGUUUCUCCAAUCGCCUCCGCCCCCGAGUCGUUACGGAUUCCAGGGUUUCGUCUCACUCUCGAGGCUUCUUGGAUCGUCACCAUUGUCUCUGACGAGCGGACGCCUCUCUGUUCCCCCGAUCUGCGUCUUUCCCCUCCAAGAACCCUUAACGCUUCGAUCGCGGUUGCUUUCCAUUCGGCUGCUCCUCAUGGGCCGGAAGAAGAAGAACAAGCGUCCUCUGGCGUCCAGAAAUGAGUCCUUUCUUUCCCGUUGUUGCUCGAGCUUGCCCUAAUCCUUUGAUCUGUAGUAUAGGAGUAGGAUUUGAUUUGAUCUGCAGUAUAGGUGUAGGAUUUGAUUUCUAUUGGUAGGAAUAGGAUGGAGUCUUUGAGGAGGAAGAGAAAGGGAGCGAAAUCUUCUUCGCUUGUGGGAUCAUACCUGUCUGAUGGCGUGGAUCACGCGAGGCAGAUCAAGAAGUGCUGCAGGGCCCAGCAGCAUGCGUUCCCUCGCGAAAAGGUAGGAUCUUGCAGUGGUGACGCGACCGCCGGAGCCGUGAUGACUGCCCCGCCCUCGGGAAGACCGUUGGCCAGUUCCCCCGGACGGGGCCUGAAGAGGAAAUUGGGUUGCAUAGAUCCGGUGACCAGUAUUGGCCGGAAGAAGAAGCUGGAGUACGAGUACACUCUUGGCCGGGAUAUCGGCCAAGGGAGGUUUGGGGCUGUUAGGCUGUGCAGGAGCAGGGCAAGCGGUGAGGAGUUUGCAUGCAAGACGCUGCCCAAAAAUGGGGAAGAGACUGUUCACCGGGAGGUGGAGAUUAUGCAGCACCUCUCUGGCCACCCUGGUAUUGUUACUCUCAAGGCGGUGUUUGAGGAUUCUGAAUCUUUUCAUCUCGUGAUGGAGCUGUGCUCUGGGGGGCGGCUGAUUGACGAGAUGGUGAGGGAAGGAAGGUACUCAGAGCAGCGGGCUGCAAUCCUUAUAAAGGAGCUGGUUUCGGUCAUUAAGUACUGUCAUGAAAUGGGUGUGGUCCAUCGGGACAUUAAGCCAGAAAACAUUUUGCUCACGACAUCAGGGAAGAUGAAGCUUGCAGACUUUGGAUUGGCAGUCCGGAUUGCUGGUGGUCAGAAACUGUCUGGUAUUGCGGGGAGCCCGGCGUAUGUUGCACCUGAAGUUCUUUUAGGACUUUAUUCUGAGAAAGUGGAUAUCUGGGCUGCUGGGGUGCUGCUCCAUGCACUGUUAGUUGGUACUCUUCCAUUUCGAGGUGAAUCAUUGGAAGCUAUUUUUGAGGCAAUUAAAAAGGUUGAGCUUGAUUUCCAAAGUGGGAUAUGGGAGUCAGUGUCCAAACUUGCACGGGAUCUGCUUUAUCGGAUGCUGACCCGGGAUGUCUCCACAAGAUUGGCCGCUGAUGAAGUCUUAAGACACCCAUGGAUUCUAUUCUAUACAGAGUGCCAAUCGAAGGCAUUGCCAAUAAAAUCAAGAGUCAGAAACAAUGGUAUGAAACCCAGAACUGAGGUGCAAAGAAUUGGAGUAGUGAGCAACUCUGCAUCUGUGGAGGGAUUGGGUUGCAAGUCAGAGGAACAGGAUGCCUGUGGUUUUGUUGAUGUUCUUGCAGUGGCAAUAUCACGUGUGAGGAUAUCUGAGCCGAAGCGGAGUAGGAUUUGUGACCCUGGGAGCCCAAUCCAGCAGCAGUGCUCUUCUAACAUGAAGUCUAACCUAUGUACAGCUUUCUGACUCUGGUAUAUAGCAGUCGCUGAGUCUAUGACAACACAUUUGCAAGCUAAACUAAUUGGGAGGUAAUAGCUAUGACACGGUGGCCAGUUGGAGGCUUAAAAUUAUUGACGUGUUAUGCUCGGUUAUAUUUUCCUCUUGACAAGGCCCCUGAGAUACUUGUUCCGGUUUAAUUCAGCCGUAUUUCCAUAAACCUAACUCGGUAGGUGGGCAAACUUCAAUGUAAAUUUAGUGUAAAUAAGACUAGAUGCUCUCUGUCCAUAUUGAUAUUUUUAUCUCACUGGUUGCCACUGCCGUUCAUGCAACUUGUUUUUUUGUACCUUGAAGUUGCCUAAAAAUUCACGGAUUAUGUGACAACUGUUUGUAGAAUAUGACCAUGUUUCAUUCUACUAAAUGCUGAUGUGACCCAUCAAUUGUAGACAUGUAGUUUUAUUCAAA